AUGCAAGACUUAGAAAAUGUGGAAUUUGGAGCCUCUUUGAAAAAACAGGAAUUUCUCUUGAAAGAAAAAUGUGUUCAUCUGAAUCAUGGCUCGUACGGAACGGUGCCACGACGGGUCUACGAAUACAGAUUGACUAUUCUAAAAGAACAGGAAGAGAAUCCUGAUUUUUGGUAUCGGAAAAUUAUUCAAAAAUAUUGGAACGAUUCCAAGGCAGCGUUGUGUAAAUUUGUCAAUGUCAAGCACACUGAUUGUAUGGUUUUUGUAGAAAAUGCUACGACUGGCACCAGUGCAGUUUUAAAGAGUCUGAAAUUCCUGAAAGGGGACAUAAUUCUAGGCACCAACUUGACCUACCAAGGUGUGAAAAAUUUGGUUCAAUAUGUAGGAGAAACUAGAGAGGGAGUCGAAUCCAGAUUUCUAGAAAUAACGCUACCAAUAAAAACGAAAGAUGACAUCAUCAAUUUGUAUCGUGAUUAUUUGAAAAAUAACAAAAACGUGAAAAUUGCUGUCAUUGACUAUAUAACCAGUCCGAGCGCCAUUUUGAUGCCAGUGAAAGAAAUUAUCGAAGUUUGUCGUCAACAUGGAGUUUUAACGUUAAUAGAUGGCGCUCACUCACCAGGACAAAUUGAGCUGAAUUUGGACGAAUUAGGAGCUGAUUUUUUCGUCGGAAAUUUACACAAAUGGCUGUUUGCUCCACGCGGCUGCGCUAUUUUAUACGUAGCAAAACAACACACAGAUAAAAUACACGUCUUAAAUUCAUCAUGGCAUCUUUACGAAGGUUUGAACGCAGAAUUUAUCAACAACGGAACCAGAGACCAUACUCCAUUCUUUUGUGCCCAGGCUAGUUUGAAUUUCUUUGAAAGUAUCGGUGGUUUUGAAAAGGUUUACGGGUAUAAUAAGAAGCUGAUUCGAGAGGGAAGUGACUAUCUGAUGAAGUUAUGGGGAACAGAC
Molecule: messenger RNA, 948 nt
Organism: Lottia gigantea (owl limpet)
Lineage: Eukaryota; Metazoa; Mollusca; Gastropoda; Lottiidae
Exons: 1
Source: RefSeq, a predicted model, not a curated record